Molecule: messenger RNA, 5912 nt
Organism: Coregonus sp. 'balchen'
Lineage: Eukaryota; Metazoa; Chordata; Actinopteri; Salmoniformes; Salmonidae
Source: the annotation of a GenBank genome assembly
AUGUCAGCUGAGUUGCUGGAUGUUGCACACCCCCCACUCAAGGAGCUGUGCUUCGUCCUUCAUCCCAGGUUGUACUCUGGUGGUGGGGACAACAGGGCUGAACCCCUGGGCAGAACCAGCUCCUACACACGUAGGGAAACCAGAUUGGCAGCGCUGAACAAGCAGGAAGACGACACCAGCCCCAGGGAUUACAAGAAGGUAAUGUAGAACCCAGAAGGGAAACAGAAGAUAUCUAUUUUUUAUCUCAACGAAACUAACCUGGUUAAAUAAACGUUAAAUAUACUGAACAAAAAUAUAAACGCAACAUGCAACAAUUUCAAAGAUUUUACUGAGUUACAGUUCAUUUAAGAAAAUCAGUCAAUUUAAAUAAAUUCAUUAGGCCCUAAUCUAUGGAUUUCACAUGACUGGGAAUACAGAUAUGCAUCUGUUGGUCACAGAUACCUUUAAAAAAAUGGGCCUCACAAUGGGCCUCACAGGAUCUCGUCACGGUAUUUCUGUGCAUUAAAAUUGCCAUUGAUAAAAUGCAAUUGUGUUCGUUGUCUGUAGCUUAUGCCUGCCCAUACCAUAACCCCACCACCACUCUGUUCACAACGUUGACAUCAGCAAACCGCUCGCCCACACAACGCCAUACAUGUGGUCUGCGGUAAAUAGAUGCCAUAUGUACAUUUGUUUUAUCCCACAUACAGUGCCAUCCAUGUUUUAAUCAGGAGAGAGUUGUGUAUGGGGAAAAAAGUGAUCAAUGUAAUACAUAACCACUUCUUGUUGAUUCACCUGACGCAGAGAUUACAGAGCUGACCUAUUGUGGGGAAAAUGUUAUCAUAUGACAAGGUACUGUAUCUUCAAGUGGCAUAAGCGUUAACCUUUUGAUUUGUCCUCUUUCAGAUGUAUGAAGACGCUUUGGCAGAGAAUGACAAGCUCAAGUCCCGGCUGGAUGACAGCAAACAGGAGCUGACCAAGAUCCGCACCCAGCUGGACAAAGUUACCCAGGUACAGUAUACUAGGAGUGGGUCUGAUUGGCUGAUGACUAUCAGGCAUACAAUAGAGUCCCUCCCCAAGCUCAAUACUGAGCACAACACUGAGACUGUCCUGCAUAGCCUUCUGUCGACCAUCUUAAUUAAGUUCAGUGUAGUUCACACGUCUCAACAGCAUGCAUAUAGCAUUUGAGCUAUACAUUGUUCAAGGCAACCGCAAGGUGCUUUGAAAACGGACCAGUGUAUCCCCUUCAAAGUUUUCAAAUUCUGUUUUAUUCUAUUUUAAGUCAACCCACUGCAUAUUUAUUUUUCACUUUGUGAUAACUGUGCCACUCUGUCUUACAGAAACAGGACAGAAUAUAUGAAAGAUCCACUGUACUUGAAUCAGAGAAAAGGGUAUCUAUAACGUGUUAUACAUCUUGAGGACUUCUCAACAUUCCAAUCCUGACACCUUGACAUCUACAUUUUCUACCACUCUCUUCUUUUUUUCUGAUCUCAGUCUCUUUUUUCAGAUAUUUUACUUACUUACUGUAGUGUGUUGGUGUCUGUCUGUUCAUUCCACUAUGGGCUCAUCAUCAUGUGUGGGAAUGAAAAAUAACUCUUAAUUUAACUUAACGUCCAUUAUGAUUCUGACCUGAACUACCUGCUAUAACAUUUCUCCUCCUCUCCUCAGGAAAAACAGGCUCUGGAGAAGAGGGUAACAGACAUGGAGGAAGAGCUCAAGGUAAGGUCUCCACUGCAACAGGGAGAGGUCACUACAUUGCCCUGCUUGGUUAUUAUAGGCAAACAGGUGAUGAUGAGGUUGAGGGAGAGAGAGAGAGAGAGAGAGAGAGAGAGAGAGAGAGAGAGAGAGAGAGAGAGAGAGAGAGAGAGAGAGAGAGAGAGAGAGAGAGAGAGAGAGAGAGAGAGAGAGGAGCAGGCCUGCUGUCUGUUGUUGGCUACACACUGACUGACCUAGAUCCAGCUGAAUACCAGGCUCCGUCCAAGAGCAAAGGACCUGCUUAUGUUAAGCAUUCCUUCACUAAUUGUGCAUAUUUAGCAUUUCGAAGAGCGACGGGCUGAAUAUAAUUAAUAUAAUUCAAGACUGAAUAGAUGUGAACCUUAAGCAAGUGCGAACCACUUCUAGCAAUAGCCAAAGGUUAUGAUGACAACUCAGUAUGUGACACAGAGAAGUGAGACGGAAGAUGGGAACAGAGUGUUUGACCCCAUGUUGUGACCUGGGGGACGGUGAGUGGUCUUGUCUGGGAGCCAAGGAGAAGUGAUUGACACCUGCCUGUCACCUCACCUCUUUAGAGACCUGGACAUGAACACAUGCCUGUGCACACAAACACACACAUUGCACACACACAUACACACACACACAUUGGCACACAUUAGAAGUAUGUAAAGUCAUAUCCCAGCAGGCAGGCUGCAACAUCAUUACAACCAGAAACUCGGUUGCUUUGACAUCAUUGCAACCGGUUUUGCCCACUGGGUUAGAGAUAUUAUACAGACAACCUUAUACAGACAUACUUUUCCUCUUUUCACAUAGGUCUGAUGCGAUUCUACAUAUUUAUUUUGCCAUAGUGUCUGUCCGAUGUUUUACAAUUCUGGUUACUCUAUGGCUCUCUAAUAUCCCACUGGGCACAGACGUCAAUUCACAGUUUAUUCCACUUUGGUUCAACGUAAUUCCAUUGAAAUGACGUGGAAACAACGUUGAUUCAACCAGGGUGUGCCCAGUGGGAUGGGUCUCUCUGGGAUAAUGGGCUAGGAUUAUUCCUGGCAGCCUCUGAAACUCCAGCACUGGCAAAAUGUGGGAAUUUAUCUAUAGGACUCAGCUCUGGUUAAAAAUCAAAGAGUUCAAGAGCAUUAAAACAUCAUGAGGAAUAAAUAAUUAAGCAUGCUCUCUCAAUCUCACCCCUCUGGCUACAUCCUCCUCUCUCUCCCCUCCUCUCUCUCUCCUCUCCUCUCCUCUCCUCUCCUUCCUCCUCUCCUCUCCUCUCCUCUCUCCACUCUCUCUCCUCUCCGCUUUCUCUCCUCCUCUCCCUCCUCUCUCUCCUCUCUCUCCUCUCCUCUCCUCUCCUCUCCUCUCCUCUCCUCUCCUCUCCUCUCCUCUCCUCUCCUCUCCUCUCUCCGUAAGUCUCAGUAAGUCUUUCACAGCACACUGUUCUGAAGAACCACUAUUGACAAGUUUCUCUUUGAGUGGAGAGGAGAGAGAAACAGAGUGGAGAGUAGAGAGGAGAGAGAGGAGAGGAGAGGAGAGAGAGAGUGGAGAGAGAAAGGGAGUGGAGAGGAGAGAGUGGAGAGUAGAGAGAGAGAGGUGGAAGAGUAGAGAGAGUGAGAGUGUGAAAGAGGUGGAGAGGAGAGAGAAGAGAGUGGAGUGGAGGGAGAGCGGAGUGUUGAGAGGAGAGAGGUGACGAGGAGAGAGAGAGAGAGAGAGAGAGAGAGAGAGAGAGAGAGAGAGAGAGGAGAGGAGAGGGAGAGGAGAGGAGAGAGAGAGAGAGAGAAACAGUCUGACAUAUCCAUGAAUUCUUCAGUCCGAGUAAAGGCAGACUUCAAAUGGUUCCCUGGGGUGUUAGCAGCUGGAUCUCCUCCAUCUCUUUUCUUCCUGGCCUUCCUCACUUCUCUUCUCUCUUUCUCUGUGUCCUUCUUCUCCUCACUGGGCUUCUCUCUUCUCUUUCUCCCCAGCUUUUCCCUUCCCUCCAGGCUCACCUUCAUUUCUUCCCUUUCUACCCAGCCUUCCUCUCCUCUCUGAGCCACACAGGGCUCAGUUUUCCUCUGUCUCUGUGUGUGCUGCCUCCUUGCCUCUCCACUAAACCGCACUGAGGUUUACCUCUAAAGCCUGCCAGGGAACCCAGGGAAAUUAAUAAUUUCCUUUUUCUAUGACCUAUAACUUAUUGGGCUCUCUGACUGAGGCUGAAAUUGAAGGUUAUAUUGAAAGUCCCCCACCCCCUUCUCACCCCAGCAUGACUGACAAGCUAUGUAAACCAUAUAGCACCUCCCCACCCACCGCCUUUUAAAACUGCCCAGGUUUGUAGAGAGCAAACUUAAGGAUAUCUCCCUGCUGCACUUUGCUUUUCUUUUGCAUAGCUGUCUCUUUUGCCGAUUCCUUUCUUGUUUCCUUUUACAGUAUCUCUUUGUGUCUCUUUGUGUGUGAAUGUUUGUGUGUGUGUGUGUGUGUUUAUAGCUCUGCCUCCUCCUUUCCACUGGCCUGUCCCCUUGCUCUCUUUCUUUCUAUCUCUCUAUCUCUCUGUAUUCCUGUGUUUACUGCAGGCCCUCCCUGAUCUGACUCAGCUGCAGGCACUGCGAAGCGGCAACGAGCGUCUGCUGGCUGAGAACAGGGCCAUGCUGCGUGUCCUCGCCCGCCUCUCCCAGAUGGCCUUCCUGCCUGAGACAGAGGACCUCUAACCCCCUGUCCCCCACGCCUCCACCUCUCUACCCCUCCUUGCUCUCCCCUCCCUGAGUCUUCAGCCACACCUCCUCUCAUCUGUCUUCCUUCUGGUUCUCUUGCUGCUGAACCUCCUUCCCUCCUCUCUGCUGCACUCUUCUCAGGCAGGUCCCCCCUCCUACUUCCCACUCUCACUCCUCCACCUUAAGGCCUCUCUCACUCAUGUGGCAUGCCUCUCUCUGACUCACUGUCCCAUAAGGCCAAUGAAGGGCAACCCCCUUAAACCCCUUCAUCUAUUAUUAGCUACAUCCAUGCUGCAUGAUUUACUAGGCUGUGUAAAGACCAGGACAGUAGUGGUGGCAGCCUGACGUUUCUCCAGUGGUUAUUAUUGCUACAGUAUAGUCAACAAGUCACUCAAUCAUCAGCUUGAACGAACCCAGAAACAGUCUGGACGCUGCUUCAGAGACUGCUGCAUGGCAAAGUGCUGAAGUCGCCAAGGAAACCUUGUAGGGAUUAAAAUGAUUGCAAUUUUCCAUUUCACAAAUUUGACAUUUUCAUUGUAUGCUCAUUCUUUUACCACAAUGUCCAAUGCAAAGUGGCUGAUAGGGAAUCUGACAUUUUAAACUAUUACGUUUGUCUCAAUCAUGUUGGAGUGGGAAUGGAAUGUGUGAUCUCAUUGGUAUCCGUCGACUCACUAAACCCUUUUCCUCUGGCCAAAAAACAUGUGCACAAUAGUGUGUGUGUACGCGUGUGCAUCGUCAAAAAUAAUGUAUGCAAUCACUAACUGUAAGUCGCUCUGGAUAAGAGCGUCUGCUAAAUGACUAAAAUGUAAAUGUAAUAAUACAUAACAAUAUGCUGCUAUUUAAUUGCGUUAACUGGAAUAGGCAGGAGUGGGGGGAUGAGUUCAUCAUUGUCUGUGUUGGUAGGCUUUUUCAGGCGAGCACAAAACGUUAUUGUUCACUGUCUGUGGGGGUUGGGGGAGAUUUUGACAAAGAUUGUGGUUAUUUUUAAUCAUUACUCAUGCUGUGGGAGGUGACCUAGAUUACGGAAGCUGACUGCCUUGCAUCUCUCUCUCUCUCUUUCGGUUCGCAGUUUUCACAUAGAACCAUACGCCAAAUCAUGUCCCAACCUUUUCCACGAUCAUACUGUACCCGCAUGCUCUCAUUGCUUUACAUCAUAUUUUGCUGAAAGCCUGCCUUUUGUCCACCCUUUGCUUGUAGUGACUGUAGAGAUUGUAGUGUUCAAUAAUUUAGCAAUGAGUUCCUGGUGAUUAAAUAUUGCAUAUCAUUCUUACUUUGCCUGAAAAUGAUAAACAAUGUGUAUAUAAUGUGUCUGUCAAUGUCCCUUAAAUAAGAAGGACCAUAGACAAAGGACAAGGCAGGGUCACUUGCACAUAUUUCUGUCUACAGGACAGUAUGUGUCACCACUGUUCCUUGUAGUGAACUAGCUACCAUGACAACAUAAUGCUGCUCUCUCUGUUCCUGUAGGUCUUGACAGAGCUUAAAUCAGACAACCAGAGACUGAAGGACGAGAACGGGGCUCUGAUCCGUGUCAUCAGCAAGCUGUCCAAGUAA